Molecule: messenger RNA, 762 nt
Organism: Ipomoea nil (Japanese morning glory)
Lineage: Eukaryota; Viridiplantae; Streptophyta; Magnoliopsida; Solanales; Convolvulaceae
Exons: 5
Coding region: 32-613 (193 amino acids)
Cellular component (GO): chloroplast inner membrane; chloroplast thylakoid membrane
Source: RefSeq, a predicted model, not a curated record
UCUAAUCGAACGAAAAAAAAAUCAUCAUCCAAUGCCUGCUUCUCCACCACCGCCACAUAAUCUUCUCUGCACAAAAUGGCGACACCUCUUUCUAACUCACUGCUCCUCUCCAAAACCACUUCUCUCCAUUUGUCUUCUGCAAAGCAGUGUGGCAUUGUUAUUUUUUAACGUGACAGGCUCUUGUCUAAAGUCAAUAGAGCAAAGUGUAUGCCCCACCAAAGUGUGCUUCAAUCGAAGGCAUGCCAGAAACCCAUCUACAUCUCGAAGCUCAUUUGCUAUUCAGUCACAAUACAGUGAUGAUGGAAGGUCAAGCAGUGCUGGGAUAUUUGUUGGUGGUUUCGUUCUAGGAGGAUUAGUUGUCGGUGCACUUGGAUGUGUGUUUGCACCUCAGAUCAGCAAGGCUUUAGCUGGAGCCGAUAGGAAAGACCUCAUGAGGAAACUGCCCAAGUUCUUAUAUGACGAAGAAAAAGUCCUGGAGAAACAACGCAAGAUACUUGCGGAAAAGAUCGAGCAGCUUAACUCUGCUAUAGAUGAUAUUUCUGCUCAGUUGAGGUCUGAAGACAACCCAAAUGGAGCAGCUGUGAACACUGAUGAAGUUGAAUCUGCUGUAUAAUAGGUUUCGGAUUAAGAAGCUAAUGCCAUACUUGUUUAGAAGAUUUAAGGGCAUUGUGAAAAUGUUCCUGUUUGUGCUUAUAGUGUCCAUUGGUAAUCACUAUCUGAUGAAUUCUAAAUUUCUGAAUAAAAUGUGUAUUUUGUAUCGCU